AUUUAUUCCUCUUUCCAGAUUAUUAUCUUUUUUGAUUAGGCCUAUCAACUGCUGGGAAAUAGGACCUUUCUCCUUAAGGAGAUAUGUGCAUCUUAAUUGUCAUACCCUGGAGGCCUUAAUGUUGGAAACAAGCCUGUUUUUGACAAAAUGACCAUAGUGAUGCGGGGGACUGAAGAAAUGACAAACGAGGAGGCUGAGGCAAAUGAGCAGCGCCUCAACACUGUCAACUACAUGGAUGCCAAUAACACGCUGGAGAGCGAUGAGGGACUUGGGGGCAAUGAAGGUGAAGAAAAUGGUGAAGUAGAUUUGGAACCAAAUUUCCCUCAAACAGAACUGGUGCGGUUGAAUGACAUGAUCAACCGCACUAGAUGGGUUGUCCCUGUCCUUCCUGGUGGAGAACUAGAAAUCCUCUUAAAUGCCUCCAUAGAUCUUUGUAGACGAGGUUUGUGUUGGCUUCCUUGCCUUGGAUUUUUUCUAGCCAAGCAGCAUUAUUUUUAUGAGAAUGGCUUGGACACAAAAAGUGCUGAAUGUCAGCGCUUCUUCAGGGAAGGCCUUACGAUAUCAUUUACAAAGAUAUUGACAGAUGAUGCUGUGACUGGAUGGAAAUAUGAAAUUCAUUCGGCAAUCAUGCGUAACUGUGAUCGUCUAGUUGAACUGUGCGUAUUAAAACUCGAUCAGGAUUGGUUCCCCCUUCUGGACCUUUUGGCUAUGGUCCUCAACCCUGGAAACAAAUUCCAUACCUUCACAAGUAACCGGCCAAGCGAAACAGUGCCCCCUGGAGCUGUAGAAUCAGAUGAGUACUUCGCCCAGCCACAGGAUCCCCGCACACCCCGUGGGUGGCUGGUGGACCUAAUAAACCGAUUCGGCAACCUAGGCGGGUUCCGCAUACUUCUCGAUCGGUUUCAGUCUGGUCAGAACUUGAAUGUCCCCGUGAUCUAUGCGCUUUUGCGCCCCUUCGGCCUCUCCUAUGAACUUCUCACUUUACCUACAAUUGAGAAAUACUUCUUGCCUAUCAUUGAAAUGGUGCCGAAGCACCUGGAGAACCUGCCUGACUCUGAGCUGAAGAAGGAGGCAAAGAACGAGAGCUCCAAGAAUGAUGCCCUGUCGGCCAUUGUCAAAGGCCUCAAGUGCCUGGUGUCCCGGCUCACCUCGCACCCGAACCUAGAGGACCUGAUGAAGCGGCUGGAGAUCUUCCGGCUGAAGAUGAUCCUCCGCUUCCUGCAGAUCUCAUCCUUCAACGGGAAGAUGAAUGCAUUGAACGAGGUGAACAAGGUGAUAUCCAACGUCUCGUACCCGCACCGACACCCUGGUGGCCUUGAGGAGGAGGAAUGGCUCACCGCUCAGCGCAUGGCUGAAUGGAUAAAGGAGAAUGAGGUGCUACAAAUCGUGUUGCGGGACUCCCUGCACCAGCCUCAAUACGUGGAGAAGCUGGAGAAAAUCAUCCGGUUCAUCAUCAAGGAGAAGGCCCUGACAAUGGAGGACCUGGACACGAUCUGGGCAGCGCAGGUGGGGAAGCAUGAGGCCAUUGUGAAGAAUGUGCAUGAUCUCCUCACCAAACUGGCUUGGGACUUCUCACCUGAGCAGCUGGACCACCUCUUUCAGUGCUUUCAGGUCUCCAUUUCCCAUCCUCUGAGGUCAGUUUCUUGGGGUAAAACAGCUAUAUAUGAUCCUGUGGCUUUCCAGACGAGUUGGAGCAGUGCCAAUCAGAAGCAGCAGGAGAAGCUCCUAGAGUUGAUCCGACGGCUGGCCGAGGAUGACAAGGAGGGGGUCAUGGCGAAUAAGGUUCCUUUGUUGUUUUCAUCUCAAUUGCGGGUGGGAAGCCACAUCAAUGAGUGCCAUUGUUUCUCUGUGCAGGUGCUGAAUCUCUUAUGGAACCUGGCCCAUUCAGAGGACGUCCCAACUGAGAUUAUCGACCAGGCACUGACAGCGCAUGUGAAGAUCCUUGACUACAGCUGCUCCCAGGACCGGGAUGCGCAGAAGCAGCACUGGCUCAACAAGUGUGUGGAGGAGCUGCGGGACAAGGAUGUGUGGGUCAUCCCGGCGCUCAAGCAGAUCCGUGAGAUCUGCGCCCUCUAUACAGAGGCCCCACAGAAUUUUGUCCACACGCAGAAGAAUCCUCACAUGCUCUAUCGGCACGAGGUCAUCAACAGGCUCCAGUCCAGUCACACUCUAGUCGUUCUCAUUGCCAACAACCUUAGUGCUUACAUGGAACGUAUCCGUGCCUACGUGAAGGAGCAUCCUGACACAGACCCAAAGGAGUAUCUACCUGAUGAGCGUUACAAUCAUAACAUUCAGGUUCAGGAGAGGCUCAGCUUCUUACGGUUCCUCCUCAAGUUGGAGGUGAUGAAUGAUUCUUCACAGGAUGGUCAACUAUGGCUGUGUGAGCAGCAGGCAAAGCAGGUGUGGCAGUGCCUGGCAGAGCAGGCAGUGUUCCCAUGUGACCGGGAGGCUUGCUUUCGUUGGUUCUCCAAGCUCAUGGGCGAGGAACCUGACCUCGACCCUGACAUCAACCGCCAAUUCUUUGAAGGGAACAUCCUCAUGUUUGACCCUACCCUCCUCACUGAAUCAGGGAUGAAGUGCUUUGAACGAUUCUUUCGUCAGGUGAACACUAAGGAAGGGAAGUUGAUACCUAAGAGAAGGACUCACCAGAUGGAUCACUUUGAACUCAUUGGCCUUGACUAUCUUUGGAAAGUGAUUUUGCAUAGUGGAGAUGAGAUUGCAACACGUGCCAUUGAGCUGCUCAAGGAGACAUCGACUAACCUUGGGCCAAGGCUCCAGGCAAACCAGGCAGAAAUCCAUGAGGACUUCAUCUCCUCAUGUAUGGACCGUCUCAAGAGCUUCUAUGACACCUUCUCCAUCUUGGAUAAAGAGCGGGAUGGGGGAGAUCGUGUUGACGUUGAGGUGACACGCAUGUGUCGUGUCCUCCGGGUUCUUCAUGAAUACAUAUCUGAGACAGACAAUGAUUAUCAUGAUGAGCGCCUCCUCCUCCCACUCUCUAGGGCCUACCAUGGGAAGAGCCUCUCAGUGACAGUGAGAUUCCCAAACCAAGGGAAGCAGGUGGAGGAGCUGGACCUGUGGUCCCACACCAAUGAGACCCUAGGGACAGUGAGACGCCACAUCCUUCAGCAACUGAAGCUAGCUGCCCCCUCACCUGGGAUGAAGGUGGACCUGUUCCUCAAUGGGGAGAUUCUUGACCCUGGCACUGAGGACAGGAAACUUAUAUCCCAGAUCUCUCUCUCAGACAAGGCACUCCCAACAGAAUUUCUCCCUGACUGCCUUCGGCGGAUUUUGACUGGAAAGUUAGUGCCAGCAAAUCCAAUGCCAUCGUCACCAGACAGCAGUUCAGAUAGCUCGGCUGGAUCUCCGCAGCACCAGUAUGAUGGACCCAAUGCUGAAGCUGAGAAUGCCUUGCCAGGAGUGGUCCUGUAUGCUCUGCUGAUGCCUGCAAACAUUGCACAUCCCAAUGUUAGCCAACAGCAGAUGGCAUUUCACUACAAUUUUGUUAAGAGUGGAGGGAUCCCUAUCAUCAUGUCCCUCCUCACACAAAACAACUUUUUGAAUGAAGCUGACAUGCAUACCAAGCGUGCUGUUGCUGCACAUGCAAGUGAGGGCCAACAGUACAUCAUGCCAUUGCAGCAGGCAUUGCGAAACAUCCCUAACCCAACUGCUGAUGCCAUGGCUGCCGCCCAUUUGCCUGACUUGCAGUUGAUUCAGCGCCUGAUCUGGUUGGCUUGGUCUGCAGCUGCAGGUUGUGUUGACAGAGCAGCAUCUGCAACACUCGAAGAUCUCAUGCAGAUCCGGCCUCAGAUCUUGCACCCUGACCGGGAUCCUGAGGAUUUGAUCUUGUGCCGAGAGACACUGGAAACUCUUUCAGUAGCCGUAGCCCUCCAGCCACAGUGCCUGGAGGUCUUGGUGCAGGACCCAUCCUUUGGUUGGAGCCUCCACAUCCUUGACCUCCUCCUCCUCUCCUCCUCCCGGUUGGUGCGAGUGACUGCAGCAGAGCAGUUCUACCUGAUGGCAACACAGUGCUCAGUGAGCUCAAACCCUCCAACAUUCUUCAUCUCCCUCAUCUUCUCUGCGCUCUUCACCACCGUCACGGACAAUGCAAAGAAUUCCCAUGAACUCUUCCAGCUGCUGUGUCGCCUUCUGAACUCUGCAUCCUCGUGCAACAUCAUGAUGCAGAAUGUUGACUCCCAACUUAAGGCUGAGAUCAGCUGGCUUAAGGAUGUGAAGGUAAACGUGAAGAACACUGGUGAAACUGGGGUGGAAGAGACGCUCUUGGAGGGCCACCUCGGAGUCACGCGGGAACUUGUGAACUUCCUUCCGCCAGAGAAGAAGUUUCAAAUCGGUUCUUGUCAAGAGAAGAAAAUCCUGCUCAUCCAGGACCUCGUUGAGGACUUUGUGUUCCCGGCAAGCAAACUUGUGGCUGUAUCGAUGCGUAGCAGUGGCAGUGGCGAUUCUGUGCUUGCUGAGCAAGCGACACCCGUCUGCAGCUCUCCCAUCUCCACUGCAGCUGUCUUCGAUCUCCUCGUUGCUCUCUGCACUGGGUGCGUGAAGAACCUGGCCGUCGUCUGCCGGAUGCUCACCGAGAUCGGCGAAGAGCGGCUGGACGUGGAGCAUCCGCUCGAGACCAUCGACGACGAGGGGCUGAGCGAGGAGGAGUGUCGACGGGAAUACAACAUCGGAAUUCUGAAGCAGGUUCAGGCGAUUUUUGGACACCUGGCAGCCAGCAAGCUCCAAUACUAUGUCCCGCGGGGCCUGUGGAAGCACUUCAGAAUCGCCAACGAACCGGUGAACCUGCGAGAGCAGCACGAUGCCCUCGAGUUCUACAACAGUCUCGUGGACAGCAUCGAUGAGGCACUCAAGGCCUUAGGGCAACCUCAGGUGAGAGCUUGGCAAUUCUUUUUUCAUAAACAGGGUUCCCUGCGGAAAAUUCUUGAAGGUGCCACAGCUUUUCAGUUGGUUAUGAGCAAGUACCUCGGGGGCUCGUUCGCGGACCAGAAGAUCUGCCGUGGGUGUCCGCACCGCUACUCGCGGGAGGAGUCCUUCACGUCCCUGAACAUCGACAUCCGAAACCACUCCACUCUGCUCGACUCACUGGAGCAGUACGUGAAGGGGGACCUGCUGGAGGGGGACAACGCGUACUACUGCGAGAAGUGCGACCGGAAGGUGGAUACGAUGAAGCGGAUGUGCAUCAAGCGCCUUCCGCAGAUCAUGGUGUUCCAGCUCAAGCGCUUCGAGUACGACUGGGAGCGGGAGUGUGCCAUCAAGUCCAACGAGUACUUUGAGUUCCCGAGGGAGCUCGACGUCGAGCCCUUCACAGGCGAGUUUGGCUUUUUCUUUCGUCUUGGUUGUGUCUCGGAGUGCCUCAGAAAA
Darwinula stevensoni is the source of this 5376-nucleotide messenger RNA. The record is from the annotation of a GenBank genome assembly. Lineage: Eukaryota; Metazoa; Arthropoda; Ostracoda; Podocopida; Darwinulidae.